This is a messenger RNA of Erinaceus europaeus (western European hedgehog), 5212 nucleotides long. It is a transcript of the gene PDE1C, whose product is annotated as phosphodiesterase 1C. Gene Ontology annotation, biological process: signal transduction. The coding region runs from base 663 to 2792 and encodes 709 amino acids. Lineage: Eukaryota; Metazoa; Chordata; Mammalia; Eulipotyphla; Erinaceidae. The record is from RefSeq and is a predicted model, not a curated record. Gene Ontology annotation, molecular function: 3',5'-cyclic-nucleotide phosphodiesterase activity. The transcript has 19 exons.
CAGGUUUUCAAGCAAGUGCUGCUUUGCCGCUUAGUUGUGAGGACCCCAGGAGCCACCCACCCAGCUGGGCUGGGGACCAGACUGGUGGCGGGCUGCCCAUGCAUCUGCUGCACCUGGCCAUCCCGGGGUUCCAGGCCUGAAUCCGCAGGCCUGCGCCCAGCAGAGGUGGUGCCCUCCCGCCAGGCAGCCCCUCCCUGUGCUGAGGGCGCUAGACCAGACACCACCCAGCGCGCUUUUCUGACAGAUGGCUUUUCUGUUGUCAGUUUCUCGCUUGUCAGCAGAGCUGCUGCUCCCAAACACUUCAGCUGUCAGCCCAAUCGCUUCUGGGGCUUUAAAGAAAGAAGAAGAAGAAGAAGAAGAAGAAGAAGAAGAAGAAAGAAAUGAAAGAAGAAGAGAAUCCAAAUGAAGCCAAGGUGCUUUGUCUUUGAGUAGGAGCAGUCUUUACCCCAAACCGUGGCAGCUUCCUGCUGCUUCCUCCAGGGAGCACCUGGGAAGGAGCUGCCCUUGAUGUGAGUGCGUUUUAAGUCCCGAUUUGGGGGGGUGCCCGAGGGGAGCGCAAAGGCACGCCCGCUCUUGGCUGGGGCUGGAGGGCCCGGGAGAGGAGAGGAGGUGGAGGAGAUAACACAGACUCUGAACCCCGCUCUCAGCGCUGCCCCGCAGCUAUGGAGUCACCGACCAAGGAGAUUGAAGAAUUUGAGAGCAACUCUCUGAAGUACCUGCAGCCCGAACAGAUCGAGAAGAUCUGGCUUCGCCUCCGAGGACUGAGGAAAUACAAGAAAACAUCACAGAGGUUACGGUCUUUGGUCAAACAGUUAGAGAGAGGGGAGGCUUCGGUGGCUGAUCUUAAGAAGAAUCUGGAGUAUGCAGCCACAGUGCUGGAGUCUGUGUACAUCGAUGAGACCAGGAGACUCCUGGAUACAGAGGAUGAACUCAGCGACAUACAGUCGGACGCAGUGCCUUCUGAGGUCCGGGACUGGCUGGCCUCCACCUUCACGCGGCAGAUGGGAAUGGUGCUCAGGAGGAGCGAGGAGAAGCCCAGGUUCAAGACCAUCGUCCAUGCUGUGCAGGCUGGGAUAUUCGUCGAGAGGAUGUAUAGACGGACAUCGAACAUGGUUGGACUGAGCUACCCCCCAGCUGUGAUCGAAGCACUAAAGGAUGUGGACAAGUGGUCCUUUGAUGUCUUUUCCCUCAAUGAAGCCAGUGGGGAUCAUGCACUGAAAUUCAUUUUCUACGAACUACUCACACGCUACGAUCUGAUCAGCCGUUUCAAGAUUCCCAUAUCUGCACUCGUCUCGUUUGUGGAAGCCCUGGAAGUAGGCUACAGCAAGCAUAAAAAUCCUUACCACAACUUGAUGCAUGCCGCUGACGUCACCCAGACCGUGCAUUAUCUGCUCUAUAAGACGGGAGUGGCAAAUUGGCUGACGGAGCUGGAGAUCUUCGCUAUCAUCUUCUCAGCGGCCAUCCAUGACUAUGAGCACACCGGAACCACCAACAAUUUCCACAUUCAGACUCGGUCUGAUCCAGCUAUUCUGUACAAUGACCGGUCUGUACUGGAAAAUCACCACUUAAGCGCAACUUACCGCCUUCUGCAAGAGGAUGAAGAAAUGAAUAUUUUGAUCAACCUGUCAAAGGAUGAUUGGAGGGAGUUUCGCACCUUGGUCAUUGAGAUGGUAAUGGCCACAGAUAUGUCCUGUCAUUUCCAACAAAUAAAAGCAAUGAAAACGGCCCUGCAGCAGCCAGAAGCAAUUGAGAAGCCGAAAGCUCUAUCCCUGGUGCUGCACACGGCUGACAUCAGCCACCCAGCAAAAGCCUGGGACCUGCACCAUCGCUGGACCAUGUCCCUCCUGGAGGAGUUCUUCAGACAGGGUGACAGAGAAGCAGAGCUGGGGCUGCCUUUCUCUCCUCUGUGUGACCGAAAGUCAACCAUGGUUGCCCAGUCUCAAGUAGGUUUCAUUGACUUCAUCGUGGAGCCCACGUUCACUGUGCUCACAGACAUGACCGAGAAGAUCGUGAGCCCACUUGUUGACGAGUCCUCCCAAGCUGGCGGGACUGGUCAGAGGCGUUCAAGCCUCAGCAGUAUCAACUCCGGAGAAGUGAAGCGAGCAGGGGUCAGGAGCGCAGGCUCAGAAGGAAGCGCCCCCAUCAGCAACGCUGUCGUUCCCGUUGACUACAAGAGCUUCAAAAGCACGUGGACUGAGGUGGUGCACAUCAACCGGGAAAGAUGGCGGGCCAAGGUCCCCACAGAAGAGAAAGCCAAGAAGGAAGCAGAGGAAAAGGCUCGCUUGGCUGCAGAGGAGAAACAGAAAGAAACGGAAGCCCAAAGUCAGACUGAAGAAGGCACAUCUGGCAGAGCUGAGAAAAAAGCAUCAGGAGAAGCCAAGAGUCAAGUCAACGGAACACGCACAAACAAGAGUGACAACCCUCUUGGGAAGAAUCCCAAAGCUGAGAAGUCCUCAGGAGAAAAACAGCAGAAAGGUGACUUGAAAGAUGGCAAAAAUAAGACAGACAAGAAAGAUGCAUCCAACGUCGGAAAUGAUUCAAAGAAAACAGAUGGCACUAAGAAGCAUUCUCACAGCUCACCUGCCCCAAGCACUAGCUCCACAAGUCGAGUCACCUUGCCAGUCAUCAAGCCUCCUCUACGCCAUUUCAAACGUCCUGCUUACGCAUCUAGCUCCUAUGCACCCUCCAUCCCCAAGAAAACGGAUGAGCAUCCCGCACGGUACAAGAUGCUGGAUCAGAGGCUCAAAAUGAAAAAGAUCCAGAAUAUCUCACACCACUGGAACAGGAAAUAGGUCAAGGGGAAGGGGUGGGGUGGGGAGGAGGGAGAGGCCUGCCCGUCUGCCUCUCAAUACUCAAGGGCCACUGUGAGCGUCCCUCUAACAGUUUGGGGUCAGUGCUGUCAUUGUUGAUGCAGCCGAAGAAAAGUGAAGGCUUUAUGUGGUCGCCCCCCUUCCUUUAUGUUAUAUACUUAACAGCUAUUGGACUUGGAGGUCAACACACAUUCCAAGACCAACCCAGUUAGAGGCUUAUGUCUUUGCUGAUACAAAUUUUUCUAAAAUCUAAAUUGGAUGGCAAUUUAAAUGAUUCAAGUUUAGGGAAAAAAAAAAAACAUUUCUUCCCAUUGUCAAAUUGUCCACCCUUAGAAGUUGACUUGCUCCAGUAAGAAUCUUCAUUAAAGUUUAGAGAAGUGUUUUAAGAAAUGCAUCUUGGGAGUCAGGCGGUAGUGCAGUGGGUUAAGCUUAGGUGACGCAAAGCACAAGGACCAGCAUAAGGAUCCCGGUUUGAGCCCCCGGCUCCCCACCUGCAGGGGAGUCGCUUCACAGGCGGUGAAGCCGGUCUGCAGGUGUCUGUCUUUCUCUCUCCCUCUCUGUCUUCCCCUCCUCUCUCCAUUUCCCUCUGUCCUAUCCAACAACAGCAUCAUCAGUAACAACAAUAAUAACUACAACAACAAUAAAAAAACAACCAGGGCAACAAAAAGGAGUAAGUAAAUAAAUAUUUUAAAAAGAAAUGCAUCUCGAAACAUUAAGUCUUAAAUACAGAGUUUGCGAUUUGAGCAGAGAUGUACUUUUGAAGUAAAUGAAUUCAAAGGGAAAGUUGUGCUUUUACGUUUAGGAAACAUAAGACUAAAAAUUGCAUCCAAAGAUACAUUUGAGCACAGGCGUCACAAAGCAGAAGAACAAGCACCUUUAUUUGGGUGCCUUUGGGUACUCGAGCUCAGCUGCUUCUCUGGACCCUUAAGCCUGGGAGAGACUCCAGCAGGUGAAUUUGGACCCUUUUUUCUCUGAUCUCUCACCUCCAUACAUCUUGGACAACACCAGAAGGGGUAGCAGUGCCUCAGAGACUCCAGGUUUGAGUUUCAACCUAAGAGACUUCCAUUUGACUUUGUAGUCCUCAAGCAAGAUGAUUUAAAACCCUGAGCCUAAUAUGAAUUCUUUAUUGGAAUAUUUUUCUCCACAAGGUUUGAGAUUUCUUUUUAAGUCAAGCCUAGAUCACCUUCCCACAUUUGGGAGUGGGGGUCCCUGCUCCUUGUUGCUCUCAGAAAUGUUGGUGGAAUGGAGGCCUUUAGUUCACUUCUCUUCUUGGUGACACUUUGAGCCUCCUUUUGUCUUUUUGUAAAAUUAUUUUACUUUGGAACUAAAUAUCAAUGAAAGUAGUCAGAAAGGAUGCAGGACCACGAGUAGCCUCUGAUCCCCACCCCUGAGCAGUGGAAAGCUUUCGGUUCAUUGUCAGGCAGAUCUAAUCUUCACCCCUGUUCCUUUAGUGCUGACCACCAGCUUUCCUAUCUGUGGGCAUAGACUUCAAAUCUUGAACGUGAGAUUCGUAACCCCCACUCCGCCUUGUGCUGCAGACUGAAGGUCUUGUAGGUUCUCACCACCCAUGAGUCAAGAGAGAACAGACUCAGGGCAGAUGUAGUCAUGAGCAUUUCACAUGCAGAAAAACUCUCCAGGAUAGCCGCCUACAAAGAAUAUGCUGAGCCCUGGUGCCACACCUACGGGGUCUGAGUGUAAAAGGCUGACCGGGCUCACCAGUCCUCAUUGUCUACACGUUAGCUUCAGUGAAACACAGUUACGCAUGUUGAGCCAGCUUCAGAGCUUAGCAGCCCUCAUGCACGAAAUUCUUUAUGAUAUGCUUCACAAUGGUAUUUCAGAGAAGUUGAAUCACUAUAUAUACAUCACUGUGAGUUUUGCAAUUGCAGUCCCUAUUAGUGUCAGAGCAAGGAGACCCUUCUGUAGAUGGCUAGUGACCCAUACUCGGAAUUAGGUAAACUCAACAGGUAAUUCCUACAUGUCUACACGCAGAUGCCUUAGUGCUCACUGCACAGCACAGAAUCAUUUGGUGACAGUGAAUCUGUCCGUGGAGUAGUGGCUUCCUUGAUAACCCGUGAGUCAGCUCACAGAUGAUGUCUCCUGGCUGGCUGUCUCUCAAUACUCUGUUUCAGGUGUUGAGUCUUCAGUGUGGCUUUCUUGAUCACUUCUUGCCUCAAAAGCCAUCAUCCUGGGAAUAACAACAGUCUCCUCCCUCUGUGCUUCUGACUCCAAGUUGUUAUUUUGCAGCCUUUGCUAAUAAUACCUUACCUGAGCAGAUGUGCAGAGGUCCAGAUUUUGCAUUGCUUGUAAAAUGUCCACCAUGUUGGUUUUUUUUUGCAUGAUGGAUUGUAUAGAAAUAUCUGAUUAUAUUCUUAUAGCCAAUAAAGAUGCUUUUAAAGAACCCA